Molecule: messenger RNA, 855 nt
Organism: Camelina sativa (false flax)
Lineage: Eukaryota; Viridiplantae; Streptophyta; Magnoliopsida; Brassicales; Brassicaceae
Source: RefSeq, a predicted model, not a curated record
AGUCUUUUGCCCAAAAAGCAAGUUAGACUUAAAAGGAGUCCAACCAGAUAAGAACUAAAGUCAAAAAGACCUGUAUGUAAACUCUGUAGAAAGAAGAAGAAGAAGAAGAAGAAGAAGAUUCAUGUUUCUUCACAAAAAUUCCUAAAGAAAAGAAUUUAGAUUUGUUUUUUUUUGGAAUUUGGAAAAUGGAUCAUCAUCAUCACAAUCAUUGGCGUAUGAGGUUCUCGUUCAAGAACGCCACAAUUGCUCUCACUGUCGUCAACGUUCUCAUCUUCCUCUUCCUCCUUCAGGGAUUUUUCACUUCCUCCUCCUCUUCUUCUUCUUCUUCCUCUCGCCGGAUCGUUUCAGCUCAGCUUCGGUACAUCAAGGAAGCUGAAGAGAUUAGGCUAAAGAUGCAACCUUUAGAGCUCAUCAAAAGAGUCCGAGAAAUAGAACAGGAGGCAUCCGGGGGACAAGAAACCGAGCAGCAGAAAGAUGUGAAGCAGACUACAGCUGUUGAUCUCUCUAAACGCCUCAAGGACUUCCGUGCGCUAAACGAUGCAUCAAGCUUGAAAGCAUUGGAAGAAUGGCGAAAGCGGAAAAUGGAACGAGCAAGGCAACGGGAUCUUGAGAAAACCGGAGGAGCUUCGUCCAUCAAAACAUAAUCAUAACUACUUUAUAUAAGUCAUUAAUCCUCAGAUUAUCAUCUGGCUGCUAUAUAAAAUGAUUAAAAAAAACAUUAUGUCUCAUGAAAAAAAAUCAUGUAAGCCUUAAUAUACAUAGAACAAAAACCUGUCAAAACACAGGAAGAAAGAAAAAGAAAGGAAAGGAUCUCGUGUAUCUUGUGAAAUGUGAACGCAACUGAAUUUUGUUCAA